Amaranthus tricolor (Joseph's coat) is the source of this 906-nucleotide messenger RNA. RefSeq lists its product as uncharacterized. The transcript has 2 exons. Lineage: Eukaryota; Viridiplantae; Streptophyta; Magnoliopsida; Caryophyllales; Amaranthaceae. Bases 1 to 906 code for a protein of 301 amino acids. The record is from RefSeq and is a predicted model, not a curated record.
AUGCAACCAGAAGUAUAUUCCCUAAAAGGGAAGUCACCAUAUGUUCCGAGCUUACCUCCAAAGGUCCCAGAAAAUCAAAAAAUAAGAUUUUCUGGGAAGACUCCUUUCAUACCAGAGAUUGCUACAUCUCCGACAAAAAGAGUAAAGUUCCCUGCUCACCUGACCUACAAGGGAGAAACCUGUCCAAAUACUCAUCUGGCAGCAUUCAAUAAUGAGGUGGACAUAGACAGCCACACUUAUGCAAGCUGGUGCAAAAAUUUCAUCCUGACGCUGAUUGGGACGGCACAAAAGUGGGCUCAUAGCCUUCCAGAUGGUUCAAUUUCAAGUUUCAAUGAACUGGCAAAGAAAUUCAAAAAUCAUUUAUCAUCAACGCGUGCCAGAACAAAGCAGUCUAUUGAAAUAAUGAGCAUGAGGCAGGGGAAGGAUAAAUCCUUAAGGAAUUACGUCUCUAGAUUUGACAAAGAGAGUCAUCGGGAGCAAAAGGGAAAGAAUUCUGAGAAAGCCAGAAGGCCAGCAGAAAAGCGUGACAAGGAGAAAAAGCUGGUAAGAACUGAGGAUCUAGAUGUGUCAAGGCUCCAUAAUUAUGCUGAUUACACAUCGCUGAAGGAGUCAAGGCCAAAAAAUUUCAAUGUGCAUAAAGAGGAUACAAAAUGGCAAUGCCCCAUCCAAAGGAAAAUAGUUGCAAAGAACUCAGGAGCAUUUUGCAAAUUCCAUGAAUGUCUAGGUCACUGGACAGAGCAUUGUAAGUAUGUAAUGAAUAAUAUUAAAGAAUUAAUACAAAGGGGUUAUUUCCAACAAUAUAAGAAAGAGAGGGAUUCUGGCAAAAGACAAUCUGGAAGCAGUCAAGCUAGAAAUGAAGAGGAAUCUGUACGGAAGAAAAAGAAAGAAAUUUUGGAUAUAUUCUAG